Molecule: messenger RNA, 2245 nt
Organism: Octodon degus (degu)
Lineage: Eukaryota; Metazoa; Chordata; Mammalia; Rodentia; Octodontidae
Gene: Capn11
Product: calpain 11
Exons: 22
Coding region: 1-2154 (717 amino acids)
Biological process (GO): proteolysis
Cellular component (GO): cytoplasm
Molecular function (GO): calcium-dependent cysteine-type endopeptidase activity; calcium ion binding
Source: RefSeq, a predicted model, not a curated record
AUGGCGCUGGCUGCCUGCAUACCGUGCUCCCCAGAGCCCUCUGUCACAGGCGUGGCGGCUUCCAUAAACCAGAGCCGGCUCAGGGCCAAGGGCCUGGGAGAGCACCACAACGCCUGCAGCUUUGGGGGCCAGAGCUUCGAGGGGCUGCGGGAGGCCUGCCUGAGGGCAGGGGAGCUGUUUGAAGAUCCCCUGUUCCCCGCGGAGCCUCGCUCUCUAGGCUUUAAGGAUCUCGGCCCCAACUCCAAAUACGCGCAGGAAAUCUGCUGGCUACGGCCCAAGGAGAUCACACAAAACCCCCAGUUCAUCGUGGAUGGGCUCUGCCCCACGGACAUCCGCCAGGGGGGCGUGGGGGACUGCUGGCUGCUGGCUGCCAUCGCCUCCCUGACCACAUGCCCCAGGCUGCUGUCCCGUGUGGUGCCCAAAGGCCAGAGCUUUGAGAAGAGUUAUGCUGGUAUCUUCCAUUUCCAGAUCUGGCAGUUCGGGCGGUGGCUAGAUGUGGUGGUGGAUGACCGCCUGCCCACCAGGGCCAACCGGCUGCUGUUCGUGCACUCGGAGCAGCGCCAGGAGUUCUGGAGCGCCCUGCUGGAGAAGGCCUAUGCCAAGCUGAGCGGGUCCUACGAGGCACUGACAGGGGGCAGCACCAUGGAGGGCCUCGAGGACUUCACGGGCGGUGUGGCGCUGAGCUUCCAGCUCCACAGCCCCCCAGCCAACCUGCUGAGGCAGCUGCGCCGGGCCUUGCAGCACUGCUCGCUCAUGGGCUGCUCCAUCGAGGUCACUAGUGACAGUGAGCCGGAGUCGGUGACACCUAGCUUGCUGGUGAGGGGCCAUGCUUACUCUGUGACUGGCCUGGUGGAUGUCCCUUACAGGGGUAGGACGGAGACACUACUGCGGCUGCUCAAUCCCUGGGGACGGAUUGAAUGGAACGGAGCCUGGAGUGACAACUCUGCGGAGUGGGCCGAGGUGGACAACAAGGUCCAGAGGCAGCUGCUUCGCAAGAAGGAGGACGGCGAGUUCUGGAUGUCCUACCAAGACUUCCUGGGCCACUUCUCGCUCCUGGAGGUCUGCAAUCUCACGCCUGAUGCUCUGGCCGGGGACCCCACCAGGCGCUGGCAUGUCACCUUCUACGAGGGCAGCUGGCGGAGGGGCAGCACAGCGGGGGGCUGCAGGAACAACCCUGACACAUUCUGGACCAACCCCCAGUUCAGGGUCUCACUCUUGGUGGGGGAUGACCCCGAGGAUGACCCAGAGGAUGACACGGUCGUCUGCACCUGCCUGGUGGCUCUGAUGCAGAAGAACUGGAGGCUCGGCCAGCCACAGGGGGCCACGCUGCUGACCAUUGGCUUCGUCAUCUUCCCGGUCCCCAAGGAGUUUCAGAGUCUUCAGAAAGGCCACCUGAGGAAAGACUUCUUUGCGCGAUAUCCGGACCUGGGCUUUUCCGAGAUCUUUACCAAUGCAAGGGAGGUGCACAGCCAGCUGCGGCUGUCACCUGGAGAGUACAUCAUCAUCCCCUCCACCUUUGAGCCACACCAGGACGCCGACUUCCUGCUGCGGGUCUUCACCGAGAAACACAGCGAGUCCUGGGAACUGGAUGAAGUCAUCUAUGCUGAGCAUCUCCAGGAGGAAACCUUCUCCGAGAAGGAUCUGGACCAGAACAUCCUCAGUCUAUUCACUGUGGUGGCCGGUGAGGACAAGGAAAUAAAUGUGCACAGGCUCCAAACACUACUCAGCAGAUUGGCCUUAAGAUUGAGUAAUUUCAAGACCAAGGGCUUUGGCCUGAACGCCUGUCGCCGUAUGAUCAAUCUCAUGGAUAAAGAUGGCUCAGGCAAGCUGGGGCUUCAGGAGUUCCAGAUCCUGUGGAAAAAGAUCAAGAAAUGGGUGGACAUCUUCCGAGAGUGCGACCAGGACCACUCAGGCACCCUGAACUCCUAUGAGAUGCGCCUGGCCGUGGAGAAAGCAGGCAUUAAGUUGAACAACAAGGUGGCAGAGGUACUGGUGGCUCGGUACGCAGAUGACAACCUGACCCUGGACUUCGACAGCUUCCUCUGCUGUUUCCUGAGACUGAAGGCCAUGUUCACGUUCUUUCUAACCAUGGACCCCAAAAACACCGGCUAUAUUCGCUUGAACCUGGAGCAGUGGCUGCAGAUGACCAUGUGAGGGCAGCUGGCUCCCCUGGCCCACAAGGUCCUGGAUCAGCAGGGCAGGUGCUCUGUGCCAACCCAGCACCCUGUCCCUGCAAAUGGCACUG